ACCGGGCGCCCGGGGCCUCCCAAGAUGGCCUCGGUGGCCGCCCGCGCUCGCCACCGUGAACCCGUGAUUGCGGACCUCGCGACUGUGCGCGCCGCUCAAGCCCGGGCUUGCCGAUCGCCGCCGGGCUUCGGUAGUGGCGACCCGGUCGGCGGAGGGGGACUCUGACUCGGCCCCGAGGCGGGCUGCGCGUGGGGCGGUCCGCUCUUGGGCUGGAGCAACAGGAGCUGCUGGGCAGAACUGCGCGGCUCCUGUUGAGCGAGCAGCCCUGCACCAUUCCACCGCUGGCGAGCUGAAAUUUCCACGGUGUCGGAACGGUCUGUGCGGUGACCAGAGCAGUUCUGUGGUGUUCUCGGUCACACAUUUAUGGAGUUUCUGAAGGGCAGUGGAGAUUACUGCCAGGCACAGCACGACCUCUAUGCAGACAAGUGAACUGUAGAAAUUCAUUACUACUCCACCAAGAAACCCCCAUAAGAGUGGAUAACCUGGACACAGGCGUGUUGAAUUGAAAUCUGCAGAGCAUUUGACAAGAGCUCAGACCUGGAUGGGGUAAACCUCAGUGCACUUCCUUUGUAUUGCCUCAGUAUUACUGGAUUGAAGACUCACUGCUUCUUGUUAGGAGGUUCAUUUCAUUGCCCGUUUCUCCCAAUUCAUACUCAAGCACUGAGAAUUUCAAGUGGAGUAUAUUGAAUAUUGAAGUAGACUUCAGGUUGUUUUUUGGUUUUGUUUUGGUUUUUUUUUUUUUUUUUUCUGUUUUGGUUUUAAAUCAUUUCUGUAUUCAAUUUUUUAAUUCUUUCAUAACCCUAUUGGGUGUUUUUUUAAACUAAAUUAACAUGGCUCGAAUGAACCGCCCUGCUCCUGUGGAAGUCACAUACAAGAACAUGCGAUUUCUUAUUACACACAAUCCAACCAAUGCGACCUUAAACAAAUUUAUAGAGGAACUUAAGAAGUAUGGAGUUACCACAAUAGUAAGAGUAUGUGAAGCAACUUACGACACUACUCUUGUGGAGAAAGAAGGCAUUCAUGUUCUUGACUGGCCUUUUGAUGAUGGUGCACCACCAUCCAACCAGAUUGUCGAUGACUGGCUAAGUCUUGUGAAGAUUAAGUUUCGUGAAGAACCUGGUUGCUGUAUUGCUGUCCAUUGUGUCGCAGGCCUUGGCAGAGCUCCGGUGCUUGUUGCCCUAGCAUUAAUUGAAGGUGGAAUGAAAUAUGAAGAUGCAGUACAAUUCAUAAGACAAAAGCGGCGUGGAGCUUUUAACAGCAAGCAACUUUUGUAUCUGGAGAAGUACCGUCCGAAAAUGCGGCUCCGCUUCAAGGAUUCCAAUGGUCAUAGAAACAACUGUUGUAUUCAAUAAAACUGGGGUGCCUGAUGCCAUUGCCUUGGAAGUGGAACUUCAGAUGGGACCUGAUUUGUCAUGCAUAUUACCCAAUGUGUCGGCUUACUGAAUAAGUCUACUGCAGCUCCACAGGAAUACUGAAAAACCAGUCUUACCAGGCCACAAGUUUGACAGAAUUGCAACCUCUAUAUUUGGGCUAUGAUCAACAUGUUUGGACACUUAGCAAAAGAUUUUUGCUGGUCAGCAUUUAAAAUGUGCUUAUUAUUUGUACCAAUUGACCUUUCCUAAAAUAAGGUAUUGAGUUAUGUCAUUAAAUGUACUCCUGUGCCAGAAUAUUAUUAGUCUAUAAGGAAUUUAGAAGGAUUAGGUGCCAAAAUACCCAGCACAAUACUUGUAUAUUUUUAGCAUCAUACAGAACCAAAAUUGCAGGAACUGAGAACUCUAGACCAUCCAUGGUGUAUUCCUUCAGUCAUUUCAAACACUGCAGGGCUUCUCUCGUUAUCUGCCUGCUCACUCUGUUUACAUCUCCCACACUUAUGCCAGAAUACGUCAGGUUUGCUUAGCCAUCCUUUAUUUUUUUUAUUUUUUUUUUUAACUAAGUCUUGCGCUGAUUAUUUAAUAUGUCUGUCUCAUUUUGUUUUGUUUUGGGAAACCUCUGUUUGAAAAUCAACUUUGUUACAGAAGCACAUAUCUUCAACAAUGUCUCCAGACAAAAAGCCUUAUAGUUAAUUUAAUGUUUGCACUCAGAAGUGCAACCUAACAGGGAGGGCCUGAAAAAGAAACGAGAGGAGGCUAUUAAAUAUUUUUAGUAAUAUGUUGCCUUUGUCAUGUGCAGAACAUGUAGAGUAUGCUCUUUAAUUUAGUAAAUAUUUUUAAGACAUAGAGAUACAUUGUUGUAGCUAACCAAUUCUUAAUCAAAAUUUCUGAAAUUUUUGUGUUUUCCAUACCUAUCAGAAGUUUUCCAGCUUGUUUGAAUUAUGGCUUUCCUCUUCCCAAUCUCUUGCAAAAAAGACAAAGUGGGAUGGAUCUGCUAGUGAACUGAGCAGAAAUGUUUUAUACGCCUUUUGAGCUAUGUAACUUAAUAAUUGGAUACUUGAUCAUUUGUUUUAUUAUGUAAUCGAUAAAAUGGUGAUGUGUAUUAAAGUUAGUUCAACCAUAUAUUUAUACUGUCUGGGAAUGUGUGGUUAUAGUUCUGUGGGAGAAAUAGUUUGUCAGUGUUCACCAGCUUGUAAAAACUUAGUAUGAGAGCUUCAACAUUUAAAUAAAUGAUGAACCGCAUUCGUCACUGAGGACACUUUUGCCUAAAAUUAACUUAAUUUGUAGAAAACAAUGGAUUCAGUUAAUAUCAUUUCAAUUUAUGGAAAAAAUUGUUAGGGUUGCCAAGUGCUUUUUAUUAAAAGUUUCUCUUUAAAGGUCUAGAUAAUUGUGAAUCAGUUGAAUGUUGGGCACCGAGGGGAAACAGUUUGUAAUAGAUGAUCUAGAUUUUUCAGUUCAGUUCCAUCAGUCACUUGUAGCUCUGCAAUUUCCAGACCAGUUUUCUCAUUUUUAAGUUCAUUACAUGCCUGUAUAUAUUUUGAAAUUAAUUUGAACCUGAGUAUUUGGCACAUGAUGGCUUAAUAAAUUUUAACUUUCAAUAAUCUGAAAUGUUUCCUUUUCCUAGUUCAUGCUCGUGUUAGAUAAAUAGGAUUUUUUGAAAUUUUGAAAAAAGGAUAUUUCAUCUUACACAUUUAAGGCUUUACAUGCGAAUCUAGCACUUAAAACGUGCUGGUCUAUAGGCCUUUGCUUCUUUACUAAAUGAUACACUAUUGCCACACAGCCCAUAAGUAAACAUGCUUUUUGGGAGAAGAAAGGUGCUGUCAUGACUACUGAAAGUUUUGACUUUAUUAGGUUGUAUAUAUGGUGCUAGAAGUCACUUGCAUUAUAAACUUACCUGUAUGUUACAAACUGAGAUUUGCUUUAUAUUUUCUAUCUGUGAGUACACUAUCAUUCUGCAAUAACAUCCAAGAAAUACCUUGGGUCUAAUAAGAAUUUAAAGACUUAUAAGCUGCAUUCUUAAAUGCAAGUUGGCUGUUAUAAAUUUAACUUCCUAGGAGGUUGGGGUAUAUAUAUAUAUAUAUAUAUAGCUCAGUGAAUGAAUGCUUGCCUAGCACACAGGAAGCCCUGAGUUUAAUUCCCAGUGUCAGAUAAAUCAUGCAUAGUGGUAUGCAGAGAUUAGAAAUCCAAGGUCAUCCUUAGCUACAUAAUUUAGCUAGCCUGGUCUACAUGAAAUGCUGUGUCUAAAUGUACUAUGCCUGCUUAAGCUGGGGCACUUUUACUAGAUAACAUAGUGACUACUUGCUCUGGCUUCUGAAUUGGGAUCACAAUGAUACUGAGGCAAGUGAUGUGAUUACUCAUUCAGGAGAAGAGGCCGUCUCCACUAAGAGGUACCAUAAAAUAGAUGCCAGCAGUCAUUGUGCCCACUGAGAUCAAGGUCAGAGCUUUCUACACCCAGACAACUAACUGCCUGCCUAGUGAUCACAUUGCAUGUGCUCAAGUUCCAGAGUGUUGUAAAUGAUAACCGGCCCCAUAGCCUAGCUGUAAUCGCAAUCCUGGGAUCUGUUGUGUUACAGUCAUCUGGCAAAUAUCUGCUCCUGAUAUUUAGGAAUACUGCAAAGGGUUUAGAAUUGGGUGCCAGAUUCUGUUAAUUAUCGCACUCCUUACCAGUAACAAUUUUUUUGUAUUGAAGUUUCAGGAAAUGUUAAUUUGGUGAGAAUGCUUCAAAUGGAAGUGACUUGGUUUCUUAAUUUAUAAGUGAAAGGUUAAAAUACACAAAUUAGUAUCUGCUGUACACAUUUAUACCCCACAUUCUUGAGUCCUUGAAUUAAUGGUGUGUCUGCAUUUUUAACUCAUGAAUUGGAAAUUAAAGACUUGCUUUAAAAGUG
This is a messenger RNA of Mus musculus (house mouse), 4255 nucleotides long. It is a transcript of the gene Ptp4a1, whose product is annotated as protein tyrosine phosphatase 4a1. The coding region runs from base 831 to 1352 and encodes 173 amino acids. The record is from RefSeq and is marked validated. Gene Ontology annotation, molecular function: protein tyrosine phosphatase activity. Lineage: Eukaryota; Metazoa; Chordata; Mammalia; Rodentia; Muridae. The transcript is spliced from 6 exons. Gene Ontology annotation, cellular component: spindle; cytoplasm; nucleus.